ACGUCAGUCAGUGCAGUCGUGCAUGUGGCGUUUCCACGAAAGCUGGUCAGUCCAUCAUCAGUCAGUGAAUGAAUGAUUAGCGGACUUUUCAUAUCGUUCUAGUAUUUUUAUACAAUAAAUAAGUCAUCUUCCGACUGAGAAAUUGUAAUUCACCGGUAUUUCGUGAUGUGUAGAGUGUCUAGUGGAAAAAAUUCGCUCGCCUCGUGUGCAUUUAGAGAGGAAUUUAAUCCUCGCGUUUACGUAAAGCAAGGCUGUGUUUUGUGAUGCAACCAGUUGGUUCAGCACUUUUUCUCACCGGUUAAAUAUACAUAUUGUUCAAAAUGGACAUCAAGUCAUUAUUCCUCCUCAUAGGGAUUCUCUUUUCGAGGAUGACUGGCUCUUUUUCCUGGAAAGUUUCAAUCAACAGUGCUGUACUAAAAAUGCAUAUGUAUGACGCAGUACAAGUUUCAUUCUUCACAGAUGUCCCAGCAACUAUUCAUUCGAAUGUGCUGAUAACAGCCAAUAAUUCAGAUCCAAAUGUCGUAGAUAUUGAUCUUCCCCUUUUCCAUCAUGAUAAAAUUGUGAAAGGAUUUUGGAACGAUACAAUUAAUGUUACGGGUCUGUUUUUGGGCAAGGCGAAAAUUAUUCUCUCCAUUAGUCUAGACGGAGUGCUUGUAAAUUCGAGUAUUAUGGAAGUAAUAGUCACACGACAAGAACGAGUAAUCGACACAGUAUUCACAGCCAGUGUCGUAAUUCUCGUUUCAAUUCUAUACAUCAAUUUCGGAUGUGCGAUGGAUUGGGACCUCUGUCGAAAAACAUUAAAAAAACCUGUAGGACCAGCUAUUGGAUUCGUCUGCCAAUUUCUCUUCAUGCCCGUGAUCAGUUACGUGAUUGGAUAUGUUCUGUUUCCCGAUUAUCCUGAAAUGCAACUGGGUAUUUUCUUCACCGGUAUUAGCCCCAGUGGAGGGGCUUCUAAUAUCUGGACAUUAAUGCUUGGUGGAAAUUUAAAUCUCUCUAUCACCAUGACUACUUUAUGCACCGUGGGAGCUUUUGCAUUUAUACCCUUCUGGCUCUUUACAUUGGGCAAACAUAUAUUUGAUCGUGGGAAUUUGCAAGUGCCAUAUUUCAAGAUUGCAACAUAUGCAAUUGGCUUGCUGAUUCCUCUCGCUAUUGGCUUUUUUAUACAGAAAAAGAUGCCAAGAUUCUGCAAAAUCAUGGUUCGAAUUAUGAAACCUUUCUCUGUGAUUCUCAUCAUAUUUAUCAUAAUUUUUGCAAUCGUCACUAAUCUUUAUCUCUUCAAGCUCUUUUCUUGGAAGAUCAUCGUCGCUGGAUUGGGCCUUCCAUGGAUGGGAUAUCUUGUCGGUCUUUUUAUGGGACUAAUAUUUAGACAACCAGGAGCUGAUGUUAGAGCGAUAUCGAUUGAAACAGGAAUUCAGAAUACUGGAAUAUCGAUAUUCCUUCUUAGAUUCGGUCUUGAGCAACCAGCUGCAGAUCUCACGACAGUUGCUCCCGUAUCUUGUGCGAUAAUGACGCCCGUUCCUUUGACAAUUUUUUACAUAAUAAAAUUAAUUUUGGAUCGAAGGAAGAAAAAGUUGGCAGCUUCAAUGGAAAAACUACAAAAUCAUCAAAUUCCCUCAAUCACGACUUCUCUAACAUAAAUCAUGCUCAAUCAGGUGAUAGAUUUAUCAAAUUUAUAUUUUGUUACCUAGAAGGUUACGGGCCUCGGGCUACUUGUUUGUACAAAAAGCGGUAAAAAACGUUAGAUAGUUUUUAUGUACAUAUAGAAUUAGUAUUAAUUAAUGUGUAAAUAUUCUCUCGAUUAUAGAGAAAAAAGGGAAUUAAGGAUUUAAAAAGAUUCUAAAUCAAGUUCCUUUUUUUGGCCUCGAAAUCGCAUACUUACGCAGGCCUAUUUAUUUUUUGGUACGAAAUGACAAUUUAGACUAAAAAAAUUUCCAUCUAUCGCAAUGUGCCAAUUUAUUUUCAGAGAACAAAAGC
Belonocnema kinseyi is the source of this 1974-nucleotide messenger RNA. RefSeq names its product P3 protein. The record is from RefSeq and is a predicted model, not a curated record. Gene Ontology annotation, cellular component: membrane. The transcript has 7 exons. NCBI's taxonomy places the organism in Eukaryota, Metazoa, Arthropoda, Insecta, Hymenoptera, Cynipidae. The coding region runs from base 321 to 1637 and encodes 438 amino acids.